Molecule: messenger RNA, 1053 nt
Organism: Schistocerca piceifrons (Central American locust)
Lineage: Eukaryota; Metazoa; Arthropoda; Insecta; Orthoptera; Acrididae
Exons: 1
Coding region: 1-1053 (350 amino acids)
Source: RefSeq, a predicted model, not a curated record
AUGUGCCCACUUAGUCCACACGUGCCCACUCAGUCAAAACGUGCCCGCACAGUACACACGUGCCGGCACAGUACACACAUGUCCGCACAGUACACACGUGCCCACUCAGUCCACACGUGCCCUUUGAGUCCACACGUGCCCGCACAUUACACACGUGCCCACACAGUACACACGUGCCCGCACAGCCAAAGGUGCCCGCGCAGCCCAACGGUGCCUGCACAGCUCACACGUGCCCACUCAGUCCACACGUGCCCACUCAGUCCACACGUGCCCACUCAGUCCACACGUGCCCACUCAGUCCACACGUGCCCACUCAGUCCACACGUGCCCACUCAGUCCACACGUGCCCACUCAGUCCACACGUGCCCACUCAGUCCACACGUGCCCACUCAGUCCACACGUGCCCACUCAGUCCACACGUGCCCACUCAGUCCACACGUGCCCACUCAGUCCACACGUGCCCACUCAGUCCACACGUGCCCACUCAGUCCACACGUGCCCACUCAGUCCACACGUGCCCACUCAGUCCACACGUGCCCACUCAGUCCACACGUGCCCACUCAGUCCACACGUGCCCACUCAGUCCACACGUGCCCACUCAGUCCACACGUGCCCACUCAGUCCACACGUGCCCACUCAGUCCACACGUGCCCACUCAGUCCACACGUGCCCACUCAGUCCACACGUGCCCACUCAGUCCACACGUGCCCACUCAGUCCACACGUGCCCACUCAGUCCACACGUGCCCACUCAGUCCACACGUGCCCACUCAGUCCACACGUGCCCACUCAGUCCACACGUGCCCACUCAGUCCACACGUGCCCACUCAAUCCACACGUGCCCACUCAGUCCACACGUGCCCACUCAGUCCACACGUGCCCACUCAGUCCACACGUGCCCACUCAGGCCACACGUGCCCACUCAGGCCACACGUGCCCACUCAGGCCACACAUGCCCACUCUGACCACACGUGCCCACUCUGACCACACGUGCCCCCUCAGUCCACAUGAGCCCGAUCAGUCCACACGUGCUCGCUUAGUCCACACGUGCUAG